Ricinus communis (castor bean) is the source of this 3222-nucleotide messenger RNA. Its product is annotated as pentatricopeptide repeat-containing protein At4g04790, mitochondrial. NCBI's taxonomy places the organism in Eukaryota, Viridiplantae, Streptophyta, Magnoliopsida, Malpighiales, Euphorbiaceae. The transcript is spliced from 16 exons. The record is from RefSeq and is a predicted model, not a curated record. Gene Ontology annotation, molecular function: protein binding. The coding region runs from base 70 to 2685 and encodes 871 amino acids.
UAAAUACCCUUACUGUUCAGCACUGCCCAUGAAAAGAGAAAGACACCGUAAACCCUCCUUAAUUCCCAAAUGCCAAGAUUGAAAAAUUUAAGCUCUCUUUUCCGUUCAGCGGCGAAAGUCACUCCGGUUACCACCACAGCAACCACCCCUAAAACCAAACCAGCUAAUGAUACAAAAUUUAAACAGUAUGUAUCAUCUCUCGACACCUCAACUUUUCAAUUCAGUUCUCGUUCCGUGAAUAAACCCUCAAAGAAAUCCCGAAAAUCAUCACCACUGCCACCGUCCGAUUCUAGAAGAGCUCCUCCAUCAUUGACCGUUCGUCCUAUCUUACCAGAACUCAUUCUCCAAGAGUCCUCUUCAGAUUCUGAGGAUGCAGCCAAGGAGCUAGCAGAGCACAUUUCAUCUAUAUUAGGCGUUGACUCUGCAGAUGGGUCUUCAGCUAUCGCACCUGAUUCACAAGGAACCAGUAGUAUUAAAUCUUUAGAAAUUGGAUUUGACAUACCUUGGUUUCAAAAUUUGUCACAUGGGAAUGUUAAUCAACAAAGGAAAGAAGUAUCUCGCACAAGGAAACAAAAAUGGAUUUUCAGUUCUGGUCAGAAAACUCGUUUUGACCAACUAAUUAGAAUGAUUGACCAGAAGCUAGGGUCAGAAGCCAUCCUUGAACUGUUUAGCAAAUUGGGACGUGAAACCGGUGUGAAAGAAUACAAUGCAUUAAUAAAGAUUCUCAUUGAGAAGGCUAGGGCAAGUGAUGAUAAGGAUGUUGCAUUAAAACACAUUAUCGUUGCUUUUGAAUUUUUGAAGUUAAUGAAGGAGGAGGGUUUUCGCAUAGAUGAGGAAACAUAUAGUCCAUUUCUUAUGUAUUUAAUUGAUAUGGGUAUGGUAACAGAAUUUGGAAGUUUCUGUGAAGCUAUUGAAGAGAAUGACUCUAGUUCACUUGCAAGAUUAGGUUACUACGAGAUGCUGCUUUGUAUUAGAGUCAAUAAUGAAGAAAAGAUUCGGGAGCUUUGCAGUUAUAUUGCUAACAACAAUUUGAAUGAGACUUUCGAUUUACUAGAAAAUUAUUUGUUAGCACUUUGUGAAAGGGACCGGAAGAAUGAGCUCCUGCAGCUGUUAGAAAUUGUAGAUAUUACAAAAGUCUCAUCUUUGGAGCACAUGGUCAGUAUCUUUAAUUCCUUAGGAAGGCUAUUGUUGGAGUCCCUGGCAAAGAAGUUCCUUUCAACAUUCAAAGAAUGUGAUUAUGACACAGAGAAUAUAUCUACUCUCAUCUUUAGUUAUGCUACUAGCGUCCCAAAUUUAGCGGUUGAGGAUGCCAUUUUAAAAUUCAAAAACUUGCACGUAAUGCUGGAGAUGCCACCUUCUUCAAAGUCAUAUGAGAAGCUCAUAAUAUAUAGUUGUGAUUUACUCAAGGUGCAUGCAGCUCUUGAUAUAGUCGAUCAAAUGUGCAAAGCGGAUUUAACCUUAUCUAUAGACGUGUUAAAUUCCAUAUUGCGUGCUUGUGAGGAAAGCUUUGAGUUUAAUUUGGUUCAACAGAUUUAUUCAUUGAUUUGCCACCAUAACUUGACACCAAAUAAUGAGACAUUCAGGAGCAUGAUAAAGCUGAGGGUGAAAAUGAAAGAUUUUUGUGGUGCACAUGAUAUGCUUGAUGAUCUGAAGAAAUUCAAAUUGACACCUACAGCAAGCAUGUAUAAUGCUAUAAUGGCUGGAUGCUUUCGAGAGAAAAACAUCAAUGGUGGGUUGAUGGUUCUCAAGAAAAUGGAACUUGCAGAUGUAAAACCUGAUUCUCAAACUUAUAGCAAUUUAAUAGCCAACUGUAACAGUGAAAAUCAAAUUAGCAAGUACUAUGAAGAACUGAAGUUUGUUGGAAUUCACGUUUCAAAGCAAAUUUUCAUGGCACUUAUAAAUGCAUAUGCAACUUGUGGGCAGUUUGAGAAGGCAAAACAGGUACUCUUAGACAAAGGGAUUCCUAUUGAGAACGUUAUUGAAAUUAAAAGUGCACUUGUCUCAGCUCUUGCAUCACAUGGACAAAUGUCUGAUGCCCUUGUUGUAUAUGAAGAAAUCAAGGAAGCUGGAGGCAAUAUGGAGCCAAAAUCUGUCAUAUGUCUUAUCGAGCACUAUCAAUCUGAAGGUGAGCUAAGUAGAUUGCUUAAACUGCUGGAGGAAUUGCAAGACCCCAACUAUUGUGUGGAUGGUUGCUGCAGAGUUAUGUUGUGGUGCAUACGGAACAAGCAUCUAAGCUCUGCUGUCAAUCUACUCAAGCAACUCAAGGAUAGAUUAAGCAGUGAUGAAUUGACCAUGCAAGUUAUUUUUGACGAGGUUUUCUCAUUAAUUGCUGAGAUGGAGCCUACAGAUUUACUGAUUGGCUUGGACUUACUUCAAGUCAUUAAAGACGAGCUUUGUGUUUGCCCAUCACGAAAAUCUCUUGAUUUUCUCCUCAGUGCUUGUGCCAAGGCCAAAGAUUUGACCAACUCUCUUUUUAUCUGGAAAGAGUAUCAUGCAGCUGGUUAUCCUUACAAUGUUAUUAGUUAUUUAAGAAUGUAUCAGGCCCUUUUGUCUUCAGGAGACUAUAGAUCUGCAAAAGUUAUUCUAGCUGAAAUUCAAAAAGACGAUCCUCAUGUUCGCAGGAUGAUCCAAGCCUGUCAAAAAACUUAUAUUCAAUCCCAUUCUUCAUCAUCGACUCAUCAAUAGUCUUGCCAUGAGACAAUGUAUAGUUAUAGUCAUUGCCUCAUAAUCUUUAUCCUUGAAAAGGGAAGAGUUAGUAACAGGAGCACAAAGACUCUUUUGUGCUAGAACAUCGACAGGCAAGGUAGUACAGCUAGCCCCUGCAAAGUUCACUUUACGACUACAGGUAGCAAAAGCUGCAUCGUGAUUCAAGUAGGCAAUAGGCAAUAAGCAAUCUGACUCUAGCUUAGUGCAAUACUGUCAAUUAUAAGCAAGCCAUUGGAUUGGAGCAUCUACCGAUAGCCGACUAGCUGGAAAGGUCCUAGCCGAAAGGUAAUCUGUUGAAGAAAGAAGUCUUGUUGGAUCGAAUUACUAGUAUACGAUUUUGAAUCACCAAAUUGAUAAAUAGCAUUAAAGUUGCAAGUCUUUAGAAAUGUGCAUUCGAAGCUUGACGAACAAUAAGAACUAGAAGGGAGCAGAGAAUCUAAGGUGGUAAAUUAUGUAUCAAACUUAGUAUUUGCAAGUGCACGAACUGUUUAUAUAGUAAAAUGGUAAAUUCACAUA